ACAAGCCAACGGAAAAUGGGCGACACUUUGGAUGAGACGCCGCCGUCGCGACGCGGUAAGCCGCAAUCCUUGAACAUUAGUCCGGAGGAGACGGCUGAAGAUGCAGUUGAAGGUGCAAGCCAUGCAGCCAGCGGCUCCUCCACGCGCUCGACACGCUCGCGAACGGGCAACGAUCCGGUACGGGAACGCGAUCAAUCCUGCGAUGGACUGAGCUCUAAGGGCAAUCGGAAUGACGAGUUUGUUGGUCUGCCGGCACCACCACGGCGUGAGAGUCUCAACAGCUGCGACCAGCAGCAGCAACAGGCAAGCAGUCCCGGCGGCGGCUUGCAUAAGGCGCUGGGUCUGAGCACUCGUUCCACAGCUGCUGGAAACAAUCCGCGGUACUCGUCCAGCGUUGUGGUUGGUGGCGGAGCUGGCAAUCUGUCCGGCACCACAACGCGCAAGUGUGUCCUGACGCUGGACGGGUACUCCUAUGUCAUAGUUGCCAGCACGCCGGAGACUCUGCCAAGUAAACGUGAAGAGAGCAACGCCGGCCCAGGUGGCAGCAACAGCAGUGCGGGUGGCAGCGGUGGCAGCAGCGGCAUUGGAGCUGCGGCAAGCGGUGCUGUUGGUGGUGCAGCUUCGACGGCAGGCGGUGCCACUGAGCCAAAUAACGGCGAACAGAGCCCCACAAUCUGUGAGCUGGGCAGCAGCGGCGGCGGCGCCAAUGCGGCAAUAAAUGGUCAAGUGGCAAAACACGGCUCACUUACUAUUGUACGGCGCUCGAAUAGUCGCAAGAGCUUCUCACAGGCCGACGCACAGUAUCAAUCGAUCGCCUCGCCCUCGGCGGCCAGCAUUAGCUUCUUCCAGACACCGCUUAGUGAGCCACUCGCGGAGCGCCUUGGUAGUGCUAGGGGCAGCAACGGAACCGCUUCGUCUACGGCCGCUGACAAACGCGCGUUGGAUAGUCGCACUGAGAGCACGUCGAGGGGUCCGAACUCUGUCGGCAAAAUGCAGCCCUCGUCGCCAAAUCAAACGAAUUUCGUAACCGAUACGCCGCACAUACCGUCGUCAACCGAGCGACCCACCUACGACCUCAGGAUAAGUCGCGAUACCAUCGAUUAUCCGAAUUCCAUAAGCGCCGGUCCAGUUGGUUCAAUAUUCAAUCCACUUGUCGAGCAAUCGUCGCAGCGAUCGAUAGAAACGGGCUCAAAUAUGUCGGUCGCCGAUGCAUGGGAAACGGAAACUUUGCCACCUGUCGAUACGCCAGAUGCUCUCAACAAGGCAGCUGUCAGAAUACGCAGUCUGCUGCGACGCAUGGAUCAUGAGGCUGUCGCCUACGAGGAUAUGCAGCGGAAUCUGCAUUAUGCCGCGCGUGUCCUGGAGGCAGUUUUCAUAGACGAGUCAAGAAGCCCCACAUCAGGUAAAAGUAAAUUGGGGCGGAUUGCGUCUUCAUCCGUUGAGAGCGAAGACGAGGCUGCCAGCAAGAGCUGCAAUGCCGACUGCAAGAAUCUCAACAACAACAACAAAAACAGCAGCUGCAGCCUGCACCCAGCGGCGGCGGAGGAGCCAACGCCGUCGGCAACUGACUCCGACAAUCAGACGAGUAACGAGAGCCGCACAAAAGACGUUCUACUGGCUCCGCCGGCAGCAUCUGAGACGCAGGACUUGGUGGUGGCCAAAACGCUUGAAACUGUUGCCGAAUCCGUGCAAGAGGAGCAAACGCCAGCGGACACAGCAACAACAGCGACGACAACGAUGACGACGACGACGACAACAACAACAACAACAGACCCAAAUGAUGCAACAGGUGGCGCUGCCGCGGGUCAAAGUGUUUCCAGCAGUAGCAGUUGCAGUAAUAAAGCGACCGUUCAGCGACAAAGACGCCUGCGCACACCAGUCUGGGCGAGAUCAAUGUCGACGAAUAAAACGCGCCUGGCCGACGAGGAUGAUGAACUGUCCGAGGUGCAGCCGGAUGCGGUGCCGCCCGAGGUGCGCGAAUGGUUGGCCUCGACCUUUACGCGCCAAAUGGCCACCACACGCAACAGGAGCGACGAGAAGCCCAGAUUCCGUUCGGUCGCCCAUGCCAUACGCGCCGGCAUCUUCGUGGACCGCAUCUACAGGCGUGUGUCCAGCUCGACCCUGAUGCAGUUUCCACCCGAUGUUGUCAAAUUGCUAAAGAUGCCGGAAUCCGCGUACAACCUGGACGACUGGACAUUUGAUGUGUUUGCAUUGACCGAGGCAGCCAGUGGCCAGGUGAUUAAGUAUGUGGCCUACGAUCUGCUCAAUCGAUAUGGCGCUAUGCACAAGUUUAAGAUAGCUCCGGGCGUCUUGGAGACGUUUCUGCAUCGCGUGGAGGAGGGCUACUGUCGCUUCCGCAAUCCGUAUCACAACAAUCUGCAUGCGGUGGAUGUGAUGCACACGAUGCACUAUUGCCUGUGCAAUACGGGUCUGAUGAACUGGCUGACGGACUUGGAGAUAUUCGCCUCGCUGCUGGCGGCCCUGCUGCACGACUUUGAGCAUACCGGCACUACCAACAAUUUCCACGUGAUGUCUGGCUCGGAGACGGCGCUGCUCUAUAAUGAUCGGGCCGUGCUGGAGAAUCAUCAUGUUAGCGCCAGCUUUCGGCUGAUGAGGGAGGACGAUGCCAAUAUACUGUCGCACCUGUCACGCGAGGAGUAUAAGGAGCUGCGCACCCUCAUCAUUGAUAUGGUGCUGGCCACCGACAUGACCUAUCACUUUCAGCAGCUGAAGAUUAUGCGCAAUCUGCUGACACUGCAGGAGCCGACCAUUGACAAAUCGAAGGCGCUGUCCUUGGUGCUGCACUGCUGUGAUAUAUCGCAUCCGGCGAAACAUUGGGAUGUCCACCAUCGCUGGACGAUGCUGCUGCUGGAGGAGUUCUUUCGCCAGGGCGAUCUCGAGAAGGAGCUGGGCCUGCCCUUCAGUCCGCUAUGUGAUCGCAAGAAUACGCUCGUGGCCGAAUCUCAAAUCGGCUUCAUCGAUUUCAUUGUGGAACCCAGCAUGACCAUCAUGUCCGACAUGCUCGAGCACAUCCUAGCGCCCAUUGCCCCCGUUAUUAAAAGCAAGCCGGGACCAUUGGUCGAGGAGAGCGCCAACAGCGCUGAUGCCGAUCUGGAUGAGUCGAAAAAAACAAAUGCCUGCGCCAUGACCCGCAAGAGCCUAACACCCAGUGCAACCAAGUUCUCAAUUAACAAACCCUGGCUCAUCUGUCUCUCUGAAAACAAAAAGAUCUGGAAGGAGCAAGCCAUCAAAGAUGCCGAGGCACGUGCGCUGGUCGCCGCUGCCGAAGCUGCAGCUGAAGCCGAGGAUAAUCCCGCUGCGGAAACGGAGGACGGAGCACAGAAGGAAGCGGCUGUUGCCAACUGAAAUGUCCUUGACUAAGCCCCUAGCGAUAUGCGAUAUGCAAUAGAUAAGCGAUAAGCGAUAAGAGAUAACAGAUACAUAGAUACAAUCUCUGCACAGAUAAUAAAACCAACAACAACAACUAAGUAGCAACCCUAUAUAACUACAUAAAUAACUCGAAAAUUGUAUAAAAUAUGUUGUUUAACAAAAUAUCGGUAGAAAUAACACAAAAAAAAAAUAUCGGCGAUAUAUGUGCAGCUUAGUAAUUGAUCAAUCAAAAAUCAGUUAAUAUCACAUAAAUGCAAAAAAUAAGUAAAUUUCUGAAUGUGUACUAUAUAAUAGAAUGUAUUAUUUGUUUGCAACUAGUUUGUUAAAAAAAUAUUUGAGAACCCAAACAAAUAUUAGCGUAAACAUUGUUGUAAAUAGCUGGCAUUUGUAGGAGAUUAUUUCGUUGUUAUCAAUCCAGAAAACAAUUAAUAAGCAUUUACUUAGCUUAGUUCAUAGAUUGAAAUAUUCACUUAUAUGCUAGUUUAGGGCAAACUCUAUUCUUAUCCAUUAUAUAUAUUAAUUUUUUUUAACAUUUUCUUAAGUUUGGAAUUUA
Molecule: messenger RNA, 3943 nt
Organism: Drosophila novamexicana
Lineage: Eukaryota; Metazoa; Arthropoda; Insecta; Diptera; Drosophilidae
Gene: Pde1c
Product: calcium/calmodulin-dependent 3',5'-cyclic nucleotide phosphodiesterase 1
Exons: 10
Coding region: 16-3366 (1116 amino acids)
Biological process (GO): signal transduction
Molecular function (GO): 3',5'-cyclic-AMP phosphodiesterase activity
Source: RefSeq, a predicted model, not a curated record